AUGCCUAUGAAAGCAAAAAAAAAAACUCAAGGUCCAAGUCUUUAUAAAACGUUUGUCGAUGCUUAUAUGAAAGCUCGACCUAAUGAAAGACGAGAUGUAAAACAUCGUAAUGCUCAACUUGAAUGGAGUGAAAUAAAAUGGAAUGAAGAAUAUGUUAAAGAAAAAAUGGAGGAAUAUUUAGAAAUAUAUAAUGAACUUGGUACAUCUUCUGAUCAAGGUCUUGAACGCAUGCCAGUGCCUAAUUCUUCAAAGCAAUCAAAAACUACUCGAAGUCGACCAGCAAAAAGAAUUAAGACAAAUGAAACAAAUGAAAGAAUGAAUCAAGAUAAUAAUGAAAGUAAAAAAGAUGAUGAAGAACCGAAUAAUAUUGACGAUCUUCAUGAUAAUGAUGAUGAUAAAGAUGAUGACCAUGACGAUGAUGUUGAUAAAAAUAAUCAAGGAAAAAAUAAGGUACUAGAUUAUCGUAUUAAAAGACGUAAACCAAUUCCUGUAGAAUUGAUUGAAGAUCUACGUGAAUUACCACCUUUAGGUAAAAUUCCAUUAGAACCAUUAUCAAAAACCAAACGGCAACCAGCACAAGAACGUGCUUAUAAAGAACUAAGUACUAUUAAUGAUCGAAUUGCUUCAUUAGUACAAGUUAAACAAAUGGGUUUAUUAACAGCAGAAAAUAGAAAACAAUUAAAACAAUUAUUUAAAGAUAGACAAACAAAAACUUUUGAAAUUAAACGUCUUCAAUCAAAACAGAGAUCUUCAACUAGAUAUAAAGAUAGACGAAAAAGGAUUGUUGAUCGCUUAUUUGAAACAAAGCCUGAACUACAUCCACAAUUAAAAAAACUCUAUCGUCCUGGCACUGGUCGACCCCGUGUUGAAGAACAAUGUCCUGAUUUAUUACAAAUAAUUGAAGAAAUUGCAAAAGCUGGUGGAGCAAGUGAUGAUCGAAGACGAUCAGCAACUAUUCGACCUUGUUUAACAUUAGAUGAUUUAAGAGAAAAAAUAAAACAACGAGGUUAUGAUAUUAAAAGAACAACACUUUAUUAUCGUCUUUUACCUCAUCGUGCAUCAUCAAUAGAUGGUCGUCGUCAUGUUUAUACUGCUCCAGUUCGUCUUCGUCGUGCUCAAAAUGAUGAUCAUGGAAGACAUGAAGAUGGUCAUUUUGCUACAGCAACAAUACGUUAUGCGAAAGAUUUAGCUUCAAUAUUUGGCAAUGAUUGUGUUUUUUAUCUAUCUCAAGAUGAUAAAUGUAAAGUUCCAUUAGGUUUACCUGCAGCUAAAAUUCAAGCAUCAAUGGUAAUGCAUUUGAAUUACCGAAUACGUUUACCAGAUCAUGAUUGGAUAGUUGCACCUCGACAUCAAUUAAUACCAAGUGUAUAUGCAGCAUGUCUUUUAUCUGAAGAUGGAGAUUUAGGUUAUUCAGGUCCAACAUAUAUAGCCAUACGUUCAUCUAAACAUGAUCUAUCAACUGCUGUUUCUCAUGCAUUAGAUUUUGAUCGUCUUGUUUGCUUAAAUGAAUUUGAAAAUGUAGCACGUGAUGAAACUGGACAAGUUAAACCAAUUGUUAUUGUUACUGUUGAUGGUGGUCCCGAUGAAAAUCCACGUUUUCCAAAAACACUUGUUUCAAGUAUUAGAAAAUUUAAGAAAUAUAAUUUAGAUGCACUUUUUGUUCUUACACAUGCUCCUGGUCAAUCAGCUUAUAAUAUAGUUGAACGUCGUAUGGCUCCAUUAUCUCAUGAUUUAGCUGGUCUUAUAUUACCACAUGAUUAUUUUGGUUCACAUUUAACUGAAUCAGGUGUAACAACAAAUGUUGAUUUGGAAAAAUUAAAUUUUCGUAAAGCUGGACAAAUCUUAGCUGAAAGAUGGAAUCAAUCUGUUAUUGAUGGAUUUCCAUGUGUUGCUGAAUAUAUUAAUCCACCAGCGACAUCAGAAGAUGAACGUAGACAAAUUGAUACUAAAACUGUUAUGGAUGAACUUUUACUAAAGAUUUGUGCUGGAGAAGAAGCAGAAGAAGGCCAUGAAUUUCGUGUCCGUGCAUCGGAUGAAUAUUAUCAAGAAAAUGCUCGUGAACCAAGAGAAAAAUUUGGUGAACAACCAAAAUAUAAUAUUGAUGAAUAUUGGUGCGCUAUACAUGUUUUACAAACACAAUAUACUUUACAAAUUAUUCGUUGUAAUUCAGUCGAAUGUUGUGGUGAAUGGCGUUCAAAUUAUGGUGAAAUAUUUCCUCAUCGAUUUUUACCAUCACCUGUACCAUUCGAACGUACACCACAUGGUCUUAGAAUGGCAGAGAGAGAUUAUCAAAGAGGACAAUUUUAUGGAUCAUUAUUUCAACGAAUUCAAUAUCAUGGUGUUGUUAUUCAACAUACACAGGUUAAAAGAAAAAAAAAACUUUUAUUUGCUGUUAUUUAUCAACAAUUGAGUAGAAAAACGACCAGUUAG
This is a messenger RNA of Rotaria sp. Silwood2, 2430 nucleotides long. Lineage: Eukaryota; Metazoa; Rotifera; Eurotatoria; Philodinida; Philodinidae. The record is from the annotation of a GenBank genome assembly.